Nothoprocta perdicaria is the source of this 2269-nucleotide messenger RNA. It is a transcript of the gene ATE1, whose product is annotated as arginyltransferase 1. Gene Ontology annotation, molecular function: arginyl-tRNA--protein transferase activity. The transcript is spliced from 12 exons. The record is from RefSeq and is a predicted model, not a curated record. Gene Ontology annotation, biological process: protein arginylation. NCBI's taxonomy places the organism in Eukaryota, Metazoa, Chordata, Aves, Tinamiformes, Tinamidae. Gene Ontology annotation, cellular component: cytoplasm. The coding region runs from base 1 to 1584 and encodes 527 amino acids.
AUGGCGGCGGCCGAGGGCUCCYUCAGCAUCGUGGAGUACUUCGGCGGAGAGGAUGGCUACCGCUGCGGCUACUGCAAGAGCGAGAGCGGCAACCUGUCCCACGGUAUGUGGGCACAUUCGAUGACAGUUCAAGAUUACCAGGAUCUCAUAGACAGAGGAUGGCGAAGAAGUGGAAAAUAUGUCUACAAGCCCAUAAUGAAUCAAACGUGUUGUCCUCAAUAUACAAUAAGAUGCCAGGCUUUGCAUUUUCAGACCUCCAAAUCUCACAAGAAAGUUCUGAAAAAAAUGUUGAAAUUUCUUUCUAAAGGAGAUGUUUCAAAAGCUGUGGCUGGAGAAGAACCUAUGGAUUCCCAUAUAGAGGAUAUAGUCUCAGACAAUUAUGAAUACAGAAAUGAAUCCCAUGUCAGUCAGGCUGAAUUGACACCCUUCAGUGUGGAUGACACAGAGAGAGUGGAGACUGAAGACAAGGAAAAAGAGGAAGUAAAAGACGAGGUGAAUGUGAAGAAAGUGGAAUCAGGUUCUCUUCAGAUCCAUGGAGCUGAGGACACAGCAGCCCCUGGAGAAUCAUCACAUUUGACUAAAACUGCCCAUGCGUUGCCCAAACCAGGCAAAGGGGCUGAUCUGAGCAAGCCACCCUGUCGGAAAGCCAAGGACAUACGGAAGGAAAGGAAACUGCAAAAGCUCCUUCAGAACCAGACGUGCGUGUGCGAUGGCCCUGCCCUUCAGGCAGGAGAUCAGGCUUUACUCUURCAAAACUCUAAAUCUAAAGCAAAUCAACCUAAAACCAUUGAAGACUUCAUUUUUGCCUCUCUGCCUGAUGAUGCAGUGCACAAAUUAGAGGUGAGGUUAGUACCUGUCUCCUUUGAGGACCCCCAGUUCAAAUCAUCCUUCAGCCAGUCAGCCGCUUUAUUUGCCAAGUAUCAGAUGGCCAUACACAAGGAUGCUCCUUCUGAGUGUGGCGAGAACGAGUUCACGCGAUUCCUCUGUGAUUCUCCGCUUGAGGCAGAGAAUCUUCCAAGUGGACCCGAUUGUGGCUACGGUUCUUUUCACCAGCAGUACUGGCUGGAUGGGAAGAUAAUCGCCGUAGGUGUCAUCGACAUCCUUCCCUGCUGCGUGUCCUCCGUGUAUCUCUACUAUGAUCCAGACUACUCUUUCUUAUCUUUGGGAGUCUAUUCUGCAUUACGGGAAAUCGCUUUUACUAGGCAACUCCAUGAAAAAGCUUCUGAUCUCUGUUUUUACUAUAUGGGUUUUUACAUUCAUUCAUGCCCCAAAAUGAGAUACAAGGGUCAGUAUAGGCCAUCUGACUUGUUGUGUCCUGAGACGUAUGUCUGGACGCCUAUUGAACAGUGUCUGCCCCUGCUUGAGCGUUCUAAAUAUUGUCGUUUAAACCAAGAUGUAAAAGCAGUUGAUGAAGGUUGUGUUAAGGAGCUGGGCAGAGUUAAAGUACUUCACAAGCGAACCGUAAUGCCUUACAGCGUGUAUAAGAGAAGAAGGAAGGGGCCAAGUGAUGAAGCCAGUGUUCAGCAAUAUGCAAGUUUGGUCGGACAGACCUGUUCAGAAAGAAUGUUGCUGUUUAGAAGCUGAAAAAGUCAUUAAAUGGCRCCUGAAUGGCACCACAGUUCAUUGCACUGCCACUGGAUGAUAUGUAAUAUAGUUGUGUGUUAGUACGCCUGUUAAAAUAGCAGUAUAAAAUACAGAUAUAUAUCUAGGCUGUUUGAAUACAUGGUUCUUUAUUUAAAGACAAACUCCAUUAAAAGUUCUGACAAUACAAUAAGGUGUUAGCAAUAUAAACUUAGAUAAACAUGCUUGCAAUAUAUUUUAAUUAAGUAGUUCUAGCCUUUCUUUCAAUUUUGAAUAAUUCUAAGCAUCUAAGCAAAGUGAAGAACAAGUGUCUUUUUUUAUAGAGACAAAGGUUACCUACAGCUAGGCUAACAAUACCUAAAUUACAGAUGUUUUCAGGUAGYACCUUGGAUGUCAAUUAUUAAAAACUGCCAUGAAAUCAAUGCUCCAAUUUGUAUGGUUCUGAACUAUUKCAAGAGAAUUCAAAUAUGCAGUUACUUUCUAAUAUGGAAUUUGGCAUUGUUUAAUUCUACUUUAAUAGUAUAUUUAAAAAUAGGAAGAAACAAUACUUUUCACUGUACAUUUUUCAUUUAUUUGAAGUAUCAGGUUAGAUCCUAGUGAAAGGUGGAAUUCACAGUACAUUCUUAGUGGUCAGGGAGGCAAUGCUUUGGAAAACUUCCCCCUUUAGAGAUGAAACAGAACAGUUGCA